UCUCAUUUCUCAUACACAUUCCUCUGCUCAUCUUCUCCCCCCCUCUCCCGUUUCUUUUUCUUCUGAUCAUUAGGGCUCUUCCAUUUUCAACUUCUUCACCACCCCUCUCAUGUUUCUCACGCUCUCUCACUCUCCUCCCCCUUUUUUUCUUCUUUUCUUUCUUCCCUCUUCGUCUUCUUCUUCUUCUUCUUCUUCUUCUCCUUCUCCUUCUCCUUCUACAUGUUUCUCUGCUGCUUCGCCACCGCAUUCAUUCUCCCCUGAUUCCUCCCUUUCUUUCUAAUGCUCUUUCUCUGUCCCCCAUACCCAUUCCAGCCAUCCCCAUGUUUCUCUACUUCAACUUCCCUAACUGAUUACCUUUCCUUUCUGGACCAGAGUAAAGGGGGGGGUACUGUUCUGAAUUUUGAGCUGAGUCUCUGUUUUACAGGUCGUCAUUUUGCAACCCCAUUUGCCAUUUUUCUUUCGUUUCACGAGUUCUAAGGUUUAGAAACUGAGUUUUUACUGUUACCCAUUUUCUAUUUGGGGUUUUUAUGCUCUGAAAUUGAAUCCCCAUCAACCUCUCUUUUGGUUUCUUUGUUGGGGUUUUCGUCUUUUUUAGCUUGGGGUACUGUGGGUUUUGGACGAAAUGGCCAUGGCUAUAGCUCAUCAUAGAGAGAGUAGUAGUGGAAGUAUAACCAGGCAUCUUGAUAGUUCUGGGAAGUACGUUCGUUACACAGCAGAACAGGUGGAGGCUCUUGAGCGAGUCUAUGCUGAGUGCCCCAAGCCAAGUUCUCUUCGACGUCAGCAGCUUGUGCGGGAUUGCCCAAUUCUUUCCAACAUAGAGCCCAAGCAGAUCAAAGUUUGGUUUCAGAAUCGCAGAUGUAGGGAGAAGCAAAGGAAGGAGGCUUCUCGGCUGCAAACGGUGAACAGAAAAUUGAAUGCGAUGAACAAGUUGUUGAUGGAGGAGAAUGAUCGGCUGCAGAAGCAAGUGUCGCAAUUGGUGUGUGAAAAUGGGUUUAUGAGGCAGCAAUUGCAAACAGUGCCAGCAGCAGCAACUACUGAUGCAAGCUGUGAUUCUGUGGUCACCACUCCUCAACCUUCUCGACGAGAUGCUAAUAACCCAGCUGGACUCCUCUCCAUUGCAGAGGAGACCUUGGCAGAGUUCCUUUCAAAGGCUACAGGAACUGCUGUUGAUUGGGUCCAGAUGCCUGGGAUGAAGCCUGGUCCGGAUUCUGUUGGGAUCUUUGCCAUUUCACAAAGUUGUGGUGGAGUGGCAGCAAGAGCCUGUGGUCUUGUAAGUUUGGAGCCUUCGAAGAUUGCAGAGAUCCUUAAAGAUCGUCCAUCGUGGUUUCGUGAUUGUCGAAGCCUUGAGGUUUUUACCAUGUUUCCAGCUGGAAAUGGUGGGACAAUUGAACUUGUUUACACGCAGGUAUAUGCUCCAACUACGCUUGCUCCUGCACGUGAUUUUUGGACUCUAAGAUAUACAAUAACUUUAGAAAAUGGCAGCCUUGUGGUUUGCGAGAGAUCUCUCUCUGGUUCUGGUGCUGGUCCUAGUGAAGCUGCUGCUGCUCAGUUUGUGAGAGCUGAAAUGCUCCCAAGUGGUUAUCUGAUUCGACCAUGUGAGGGUGGUGGGUCUAUCAUACAUAUUGUUGAUCACCUAAAUCUUGAGGCAUGGAAUGUUCCCGAGGUGUUGCGACCACUUUAUGAAUCAUCGAAAGUAGUGGCUCAGAAGAUGACAAUAGCAGCACUGCGGUAUGUUAGGCAAAUAGCCCAGGAGACAAGUGGUGAAGUGGUUUAUGGUCUUGGCCGGCAACCUGCUGUUUUGCGAACCUUUAGCCAAAGAUUGAGCAGGGGUUUCAAUGAUGCAGUGAAUGGAUUUAAUGACAAUGGAUGGUCGUUGAUCAAUUGUGAAGGUGCUGAGGAUGUGGUACUCACUGUGAAUUCUACGAAAAAUUUUGGCACAACAUCAAACCCUGCUAACUCCUUGACAUAUCCUGGGGGAGUUCUUUGUGCAAAGGCAUCCAUGCUACUCCAAAAUGUUCCUCCUGCUGUGUUAGUUCGUUUCUUGAGAGAACAUCGCUCAGAGUGGGCUGAUUUCAACAUUGAUGCAUACUCUGCAGCAACCCUUAAAGCCAAUUCAUAUGCAUAUCCAGGGAUGAGACCCACAAGGUUUACCGGUAGCCAAAUCAUCAUGCCACUCGGUCACACAAUCGAGCACGAAGAGUUGCUUGAAGUGAUUCGACUUGAAGGACAUCCUAUGGUACAAGAAGAUGCCUUUGUUUCAAGGGACAUUCAUCUUCUUCAGAUAUGUAGUGGAAUUGACGAGAAUGCUGUAGGAGCGUGUUCAGAACUCGUUUUUGCUCCUAUUGAUGAAAUGUUUCCGGACGAUGCCCCUUUGCUGCCUUCUGGCUUUCGAAUCAUCCCAUUGGAUUCAAGAACAAGUGAUGCUAAAGGUAGUCAACGGACUCUGGAUCUAACAUCGAGUCUUGAAGUGGGUUCUGGAACAAGCAAUACUGCUGGAGGAGAUGCAUCAUCAAGUCAGAGCGCUAGAUCGGUGUUAACUAUUGCAUUCCAGUUUCCUUUUGAAAGCAGCAUGCAGGAUAAUGUUGCAAACAUGGCACACCAGUACGUACGUAGUGUCAUUUCCUCGGUGCAGAGAGUUGCUAUGGCCAUAUCCCCAUCUGGGGGCGGUCCAGCACUAGGUCCAAAGCUGUCUCCUGGUUCUCCAGAAGCUCUUACUCUAGCACAUUGGAUAUGCAAGAGCUAUAGUUUCCAAUUGGGAACGGAGUUGAUCAAGUCAGAUUCCUUGGAAUGUGAUUCGCUUUUGAAAAAUCUCUGGAAUCAUCAGGAUGCAAUAUUGUGCUGUUCGCUGAAGCAGUCACUGCCUGUUUUCCUGUUUGCAAACCAAGCUGGACUUGACAUGUUGGAAACAACUCUAGUAGCUUUACAAGACAUCACCUUGGAUAAGAUAUUCGACGAGUCAGGUCGCAAAGCCUUGUGUGCUGAUUUCCCAAAGUUGAUGCAGCAGGGAUUUGCAUACUUGCCGGGAGGAAUCUGUGCAUCAACAAUGGGGCGACAUGUUUCAUACGAACAAGCUGUUGCAUGGAAAGUCCUCGAGGCAGAUGAAACAACAGUCCAUUGCCUUGCCUUCUCAUUCAUAAACUGGUCUUUUGUUUGAUUGUGAAGCCUUCUUCAAUGGCUCUCCUCGUCCUCAUCCAUUGGAACAGGAUGAAUGAAGAUGAAGAUGACUGUUUCAAUGUCUAAUGCAAUGCCUCUGCUUCCAAAGUAAUUUAUUUUAAAUUGUUAAUUAAUUGCUUUCCAUCUUUUUCUCUUCCUUUCAAUCCCCAUUUUGAUUCAUGUAAAUAUUGGCGAGCCCAUUAGAUUACAAAUACAUGACCCAUCAAGGAGGCAGUUUUGAAGCUUCAGUCUA
This is a messenger RNA of Benincasa hispida (wax gourd), 3406 nucleotides long. RefSeq names its product homeobox-leucine zipper protein REVOLUTA-like. The record is from RefSeq and is a predicted model, not a curated record. Lineage: Eukaryota; Viridiplantae; Streptophyta; Magnoliopsida; Cucurbitales; Cucurbitaceae. Gene Ontology annotation, molecular function: lipid binding; DNA-binding transcription factor activity; DNA binding.